This is a messenger RNA of Chaetomium strumarium, 2226 nucleotides long. RefSeq names its product RNA polymerase III RPC4-domain-containing protein. The record is from RefSeq and is a predicted model, not a curated record. The coding region runs from base 98 to 1804 and encodes 568 amino acids. Gene Ontology annotation, biological process: tRNA transcription by RNA polymerase III. Gene Ontology annotation, cellular component: RNA polymerase III complex. Lineage: Eukaryota; Fungi; Ascomycota; Sordariomycetes; Sordariales; Chaetomiaceae. Gene Ontology annotation, molecular function: DNA binding. The transcript is spliced from 2 exons.
CACCCAAAUAGAACUUCAGUUUCCAUUCAGUUAUCCAUUCCACUUUGUGAGAUUCAAGAUUCGCACUCUCCAAAACCAGCCCGCUAGUCAGUCACAGAUGCCACCAAAGGCAGCAACCAGAGGGAGGGGUCGGGGCCGCAGUGCAGCCGGUUCUGCUGCUUCCCGCAAUGCGGUGCAAGCUUCAGAAGCCGAGUCGAGCCCCGCGACGGCGGCUGGAGCGGCCAAUCCCGCGGCGCCGGCGCCCGUUCCCGUGAUGGUAGCAUCUUCAUCUGAACCGGCUUCCGCGGCAUCUUCCAGAUUACCCAGCAGCACACCAGCACCAACCUCUUCCAGCCGCGGCAAGUUCAAGCCGAAGGGUGUUCGCCGCAGUGAAGCCGAGCGCGCUCGCCUCGCUGAGGAACAGUUGAAGUUACAAGAACAGAGGAAUGCGGAGGAGGCGCGGCGACUAGCACGCCUCAAUCGCGGGCGAGGUCGAGGCCGGGGUCGAGGUCGCGGAGGGCUUCUACGUGGGGGCCUGCGGACUUCAGCUGCUGCUGGACCGUUGGCGGCUGGUAUGAGUUUUGGUGGAGGUGGUCCGUCAGGUUCAGGUGGCUACGCAUUCGCAUCCGGCUCAGGUUCCGGCUCCGGCUUCGUUAAGCGCGAGGGCGAAGUAAAAGGGGAGAAGGGCGCUUACGGAACAUCCAUCAUCGACAACAGCAGGAUCAACGCAGAUUUGCUCUACAACUACGUCGAAAUCUCAGACGAGGAAGAUGGCGCCUCGAUCACAUCGACCAAGAAAAAGAAGAAGCCGAUCAUGCCCAUGGGUAUCCGGCGCGUGGAACAUAAGGAAGAGGGAGUUACCAUGACAACAGCCGCUGAAAUCGAGGCCCAGGAAAAGGCAGGUGGCGUCGAGGAAGAAUCGGAUGAGGAGAGUCUGUUUGUCGAGGGAGCUACCGUCGGGGAAACGGAAGAGUCAGCUAAGGACGACGGCGUUCCGGACGCGGCGCAUACUCGCAACAACGUCAGCAUCAAGAGGGAAGAGGGCGAAGAGGGCGCAAUGGACUUGGAUGAGACACUCGCAAUCAUCAAGGCGCCUGACUCGCCCGAGCUCAAUAAGAGCGAGCUCAAGAAGGCGCCCAGUGGGGAGCAGAAGCCUAAGAAGUCAUCUGCGCCCAAGGAUGCUGAGGCCGAGAUCAUCGCGGAGGAGCUCCAGCAGAUGCUCGGUCUGUUUACAGUCCAAGACGAUAACAUCUCCGCCGAAAACGGAACGGCAACCAAUGCGGCGCUAGAAGGCCACAUGUUCCUCUUCCAGUUUCCGCCCGUGCUCCCGCCGUUGAAGGUCGUCCCGCGCGAGAGCGAUGGCACGUCGACAAACCCAAACCCGGUCAAGGCGGAGCCGGACGACGAUGUUGUGAUGCUAAACCAGUCCCCUGUCAACAUCGACCUCACUGCAGACACUGACAGCAAGGUCAAGACCGAGGAAGACGGUGAGGAGAAUGAGGAUGGCGAAGGCCAAGGCAAAGAGAAGGAAGACGAGCUCAAGGAAGGAGGUUUCCUCGGCAACCUGAUCGUACGCAAGUCGGGCAAGGUCGAGCUCAGCUACGGCGGGCUGACCAUGACGAUGAUGCCGGGCAUCCAGACGAAUUUCCUGUCGACGGCGGCGCUGAUCGAGCAUGCGGAUGUGAAGCCCAAUGACCCGACGCAGAUGGCGGGAGUCGCAUAUGGCAUGGGCAAGAUUCAGGGCACGUUCACGCUGGCACCAAAAUGGGGCGAUGAGGACGACUGGGUGGUGGAUCCCCAGGAACUAGAGACUCCCGAGGAGUAGGUAGCCGUUGGAGAUUAUGGCAGGGCGGAGAGAGAAAAGCCUCUCUCUUGAGUUCCUAUGGACACGUUCUAUCCAGUCGGGAUAUUAAAACAUGUCUCGCGACUGUACCGAUGGCUGGAUAUAGUACAUACGAUAUCAGGGGUCACGACUCACGAGGGCCAGAGACUUCGCAGAAGUAAAAAACUGAUAGACGGAUGGUGUACGGACUAGAUACCCUAAAAAAGGUUGGAAAAGGAUCUGCUGAGGGUAGGCAAACCAGCUGUCCCCUGACUCCCCUUCCCAAUUUACGUCAGCCGCUGGUUUGUGUUGAUGGGCCGGUUACGUGCAGCGGCGAAUGCAGACGGGAUGCAGCUUCUCCGGGACAAUCGUAGAUCCAGCCAGCACCCGAACUCUUUUGCCGCCUCGGCGCAAUCAACCGAGAC